Messenger RNA from Meloidogyne enterolobii, 275 nucleotides. Lineage: Eukaryota; Metazoa; Nematoda; Chromadorea; Rhabditida; Meloidogynidae. The record is from the annotation of a GenBank genome assembly.
UUUGGAUAGUUAUGAGAGUCUUAAAAAAUAUUUUUCAUAAAAUUAAAGGUUAUGUACUCCUUUUUUCACCCGCUUUUCCUCUCGCACCGCUCUGUGCCUUCCUCAACAAUUUAUUAGAAGCUAGAGUGGAUGCCUUCAAAUUAUGCGCACUCCAUCGGAGGCCUUGGCCAACAGAUGAUGUUGGGGGUUGGGAUGGAGUAAUAAAAAUCAUGCUAAUUGCGAGUGUUUGGGUUAACUUGGGACUUAUUUUGCUUCGAUGUUUAACUACCGGAUGA